AUGACAUAUUAUCAAAUAUUUGAUUUAUGUCGAAUAUAUAUAAAUAAUAUUCAUCGUAUGGUACAAAUAUUUGGUAUUGAAUCAGCUAAUCGUACAUUAAUACGUGAAAUAAAUCGAAUAUUUCUUGAUUAUAUGACAUAUGAAGGUGUUUAUAAGGCAUGUAAUCGCUUUGGUUUAAAAACAAAUGCAAGUCCUUUACAAAAAACUAACAUUUAA
Messenger RNA from Rotaria sordida, 216 nucleotides. Lineage: Eukaryota; Metazoa; Rotifera; Eurotatoria; Philodinida; Philodinidae. The record is from the annotation of a GenBank genome assembly.